CUGGGAAUUCAUCACAAAAAUCGAAUAUCGUCCCGAAAGCUUACUAUAAAAACCGCUGGCUGCACGAGUGGAAGACGUCAGUUGUACAACUGUUUCGAAUCGCUUCACAGCUCCUACAACAUGAAGUGCAUUGUCUUUGCUGCCCUGAUUGCAGUCGUGGCUGCUGGAACUUACAAGGCCGCUGAUUACGCUCCUAAAUACGCGGCGGCCGUCGAAGAAGAUUACAAACAAGAGAAGCAACCCUACAGUUUUACGUGGGACGUCAAGGAUGAGGACACUUACAACGAUUUCGUGCACUCCGAGAAGAGCGAUGGUAAAGUAAUCAGCGGAUCUUAUCGCGUUGAACUGCCCGACGGUCGUACGCAGAUCGUCAACUACAGAGCCGAUGAGAAUGGCAAUGUUGCUGACGUCACCUACGAAGGCGAAGCACAGUACCCCGAUGAGAAGGAGUACAAACCUGCCACUUACGAAGCCCCAGCUUACCCCGCACCAGCCUACAAAGCCCCAGCUUACCCCGCACCAGCCUACAAGGCUCCGGCUUACCCCACACCGGCCUACAAGGCUCCGGCCUACUCCGCACCGGCCUACAAGGCUCCAGCCUACCCCGCACCAGCCUACAAGGCCCCGGCUUACUCCGCACCGGCCUACAAGGCUCCAGCUUACUCUGCACCGGCCUACAAAGCUCCAGCUUACUCUGCUCCGGAAUACAAGGCUCCAGCUUACCCCGUUACGGAAUACAAGGCUCCCGAGUACGAGGCCCCCACUUACUCCGAUGCGGAAUACAAGGCUGCCGCCUCGUACGCUGCACCGAUUUUCAGGUCCGCCUACAAAGCCCCGGCUUAUCCAACGUACUCUGAGUAUUAAUCGUCUGUCGUCUGAUUCGUGGCCUAUUCAUUGCCCAUAUUUAAUUUGAAAAACACAAGAGAAAAUUAUUUAUACGGAAUAAUUUAUAUGAUGCCAGGCAAAAGCCACGACUGCCUGAUUUAAAGAUGUACGUAUAUUCAUGUACAAAUGCAGAUUCAAAACAAGAACAUAACCAAAUAUCAGACGUGUGUUCUCCCUCCCCGUCAGCAUGUGACCGUCGAUGGUCUUUUUCACGCUAUUGCUCAUCGAUUUUUAAAUAUAAAGACGUGAAAAUUGU
Daphnia carinata is the source of this 1141-nucleotide messenger RNA. RefSeq lists its product as uncharacterized. NCBI's taxonomy places the organism in Eukaryota, Metazoa, Arthropoda, Branchiopoda, Diplostraca, Daphniidae. The transcript has 3 exons. Gene Ontology annotation, cellular component: extracellular matrix. The record is from RefSeq and is a predicted model, not a curated record. The coding region runs from base 121 to 864 and encodes 247 amino acids.